Paramormyrops kingsleyae is the source of this 2775-nucleotide messenger RNA. The record is from RefSeq and is a predicted model, not a curated record. NCBI's taxonomy places the organism in Eukaryota, Metazoa, Chordata, Actinopteri, Osteoglossiformes, Mormyridae.
UUCAGAGAGUCCAGGGCAGUCCCAUGGCUCUCUAUUAAGAUACACUUUUUAAUCUGAUGAAAGGAUUGCUGUUCUGAUGAAACUACAAUCCGAGUUGAAUCUUUCUGUUCCACGGGUAAUGUCUGUUCCAGUUUAAAAAAAAAACCCUAUAACUUUCACCCACUUUACGUUUUUAACGAGGUUAAAUCGGGCAAUGUGCCUUAAAUAGACUGCUAAAAUGCAGUGAUUUAUCAUUAGAUACAUUUUUAUUCUAUUUUAAUUGUGUCAAUUCUUGUUCACCUGAACCAAUAAAGGCAACGACACGCCCAUUGAUCGGGACCAGCUGAUUGUUUGGCGCGUAUCCGGUUUGCUUCAGUCAACAGUUUAAAGUUAUAAUUUCAAAGCUGUAAGCACGAUAGGCCAGUUUUUCUUAAAAAAAAAGAAAAGAAAAGAAAAAGAAAAAAAAAGCUAAGAUCAUGGGAAAGGUUCAGUUUUUCGCUCUCUGGUCCUUAGGCGAAGCGCCCCGUCAGUUCAUCAGCAAGUGCAACCGCCUGUACUAUCAGAUACAGGUGCCCUUACCUUUGCCCAUGCAGCUGGUGGUGUUCAGUCUAGGAGACUGGGCCAUUUAUUCUAGUGGGACAACCAUCUCAGUUGAGGUGUUUGUAAGCCAGGACCUGAAGCCGCAGCUCAUCGGGACCCUUUCAUCUCAGACAAGGUGCCUCGUCUGGGAGGGAGACUGGAGAUUGGAUCUGUUGACAAAGGCUAUGCAGAGAUCAGAGCAAGGCAUCUAUGGAAAAAUUGUUCUCACCGUCAGUGGGGAGGUGACACCAAAGAUUAUCUGCAGCACUCCGCUGUCGUCACAGAAACGCCUCACUCUCACUGAAUGGGACACAUGUCAACAGCAGGUUAAAGCACUGGAUGGGACAGCCUUUGAGGAGAGUAGAGUCCAGAACAUCUGCUAUGCAGAUCUGAAAAGCAGCAAGGCCAAAGUGGAGGACUCUGGUCAGAAAGCCAAAAAGUCACCUGUAUGGCCUACGGAUAAGACUCCCAGGCGGACCGUGAUUGGGACGCGAGGCCAGCUGGUGUUUGAAGCGGAGGAGCUGGGCAGCUUCAGGGACUCUGGACAGGUGUCCAGUCCCCAGAGACGGAGGCUGAGCUCACCACCUUCACGGGGACAGCGUGUCCCUCCGGCAAAGAAGUGCCGGGCAGUGCGCCCAUCGACACGCUGGUGUCACGCCAUGUGCAUGAGUGAUCCGGAGACUGCUGUUGUGAUUGGUGGAGAGGCUAUGGACCAAGCACAGUGUAGGGACACACUUUGGAAGCUGGAGAUAGACAGCAACUUUUGGUUUCCGAUGGACUCCCCUGGGUCUGGGCACAUCCCGUGCUGUUCCCGUGGUCUCUCUGCAACCUUUGACCCAGAAUCUAAGGCGGUGUAUGUGUAUGGUGGUUUGAAGCAGGACGGUCGCCACGGUGACGUCCACGUCCUCGACACCCUGACCUGGAAGUGGAAGCUCGUCGCCGCCAGAGGAGACAUCCCAGCCCUGGCGUACCACAGUGCCGUCAUCUACAAGAAGGAGCUCUUUGUGUUUGGUGGCAUCCGGCCCAGCGGAUGCCCCGAUGGCAGGGCCUGUAGCAACGCCCUGUACAUCUUCAACCCUGAGUUUGAGCUCUGGUACCAGCCCAUCGUAGAAGGGGACCGACCUCUGCCUAGAUUUGGGCAUUCGACAACACUGCUGUCAGACAAAAUGGUUAUCUUCGGUGGGAGGAAGACCUCUGCCUACCUGAAUGACCUUCACAUCCUGGACCUUGGUUUUAUGGAAUACAUAGCCGUGAAGUAUGAGGAUGUUCCACCACUGCCUCGUGGGUUCCACGCAGCUGUCUCACUGGGCCACAACAGGAUCCUCAUCAGCGGGGGCUGCUGUGCCAUGGGGGCCCUGCAGGACCUGCAUGUGUUCAGCCUGGAGACUGGCUGCUGGAGCGCAGUGUCCUGCCCAGCUCUCCGCUCCCAGCCCCGCGCAGGCCACAGCAUGUUCAGCCUGGGUGCCGCCGACUCUGCAGAUGAGCGCGACGUCAGCUGCUAUACCCUCCUGGUGUUCGGGGGCUCGGAUUGUGCCGGAACCUUCUACAACGACACCAUCAAGUGUGCUGUGGAGAUCCCGGAAGUGAAACUGGGCCCAAGCUCCAAAAGGUGGUGCUGAGGUUAAAUGUGGAGUGUCGUCCCCCCCCCCCCGUUAGUGGUGUGUUCUAGCACUUAAUUCCUGAGACGGACGGAAGGAAAUGUGUGUCCCUACUUUAGGGGGUGAACUUGGUGUCCUCCUGGGCUGUUCCACAGGCUACCAUUGUGAACUAAUCGAGAGGCAGUAGCAGCCUGCUUCAAAAUGGUGGUUUUUGCGGUUUCAGGCUUUCUAAGAAGCACAUGACCUGCAACUGGAUUUUUAAAAAUAUUUUAUAUAUUUUUUUUAAACGGAUAGGGAUUUUUAAAAAAUGGUAGCUUGUGAGUUGCAUGAAGCACUAAGUGCUGUUUUACUCCAUGGUUCAACAAUUGGACAUUUUAUGCUACUUCGAUGCACUUGGUGUAAAUAUAACCAGCCUUUCAAAUCCAGCAGCAAGAUGGAUCAGUGUUUUUUUAAGUGUUCAAGUCUGCUCAUGAAGUUUAGUGUGCCUUCAUCAAUGUACAUAGGAUCACUAAGUGUCACAGUUCCCCCUGGUGGACACAUGAAGCAGUGACAUUUUAUUUAGCACCGUAAUGAGUCUUGGGGAUUUUACCACUUCGUACAAUAAAUUGUUUUAAUUCUG